Molecule: messenger RNA, 603 nt
Organism: Penicillium soppii
Lineage: Eukaryota; Fungi; Ascomycota; Eurotiomycetes; Eurotiales; Aspergillaceae
Product: HD domain-containing protein
Exons: 3
Coding region: 1-603 (200 amino acids)
Source: RefSeq, a predicted model, not a curated record
AUGAACCAACAUUCGGCUCAAGAAAAAGCAAAAGCCUUAAUCAGCGCUCUUGAAGAGUAUGGUCAAGGUGACUACAUUGGAGAGUCGAUCAGCCAGCUAGAGCACUGUUUGCAGGCAGCCCAUCAGGCCCAAAAAGCGGGCGCUCGUGAUGAGCUGGUAAUUGCCGCUUUGUUGCACGAUAUUGGUCAAAUCAUUCCUCUCGAGUCCACCAAAGAGGCACGUAUGACACUUCGCCAAAGUACGGAGAAUGUCGGCCGUGUUGGUCACGAGGCUAUCGGGGCAUCCUACCUCGAAUCUCUUGGGUUCAGCGAGGUUGUCUGUCGCUUAGUGGAUAGUCAUGUUGCAGCCAAGCGGUACCUUACGGCGAUCAAUCGUGAUUAUUACGAAUCCCUCUCAUCUGCUUCGCAAAAGUCGCUAGCAUUUCAAGGAGGGCCCUUCCAAGGUGUAGAUCUCGAGGUAUUCCAGCAGGAUCCCCUUCGAGAUGAGAUGGUGUCGCUCCGACUAUGGGAUGAUGCCGCUAAAAUAGAGGGAAUUGAGACCUCCACGCCCCGUGCUUGGGCCUAUAUGAACAUAAUCAUUGCACAUUUACUCCACAAGGCUUGA